Molecule: messenger RNA, 681 nt
Organism: Rotaria sp. Silwood1
Lineage: Eukaryota; Metazoa; Rotifera; Eurotatoria; Philodinida; Philodinidae
Source: the annotation of a GenBank genome assembly
AUGCUUCCAACUCUUGGUCGUUGUGAAGAUCCCGGAUGUAAUGUAUCAUCAUCUCAUGAAUUAGUACGUUUAUUUCGUUGUUCAAUACAUUGUGAUCGUAAUUUAUGUUUAUAUCAUUUAAAUGCACAUAAUGUUUAUUAUGAAGAAGAAAAAAAACAAAAUGAUAUUGUUAUAUGUGAAUUACAAAAAUGUUUAAAUUUAUAUCAAACAAUAUUUGAACAACAAAUUCUUUCAUAUCGUGAUCUUGUUCGUCAAGCAUCAACAAUAUUAUUACAUAAUACAUCAACACUUAUUCCAAUUGAUCAAAUUCAAACCGUUAUAGAUAAAAUUCAAGAAGCUAUUACAGUUUUUCAAGGAGAGAAAAUUAUUAUUAAAUGUGAACCAUUGUUUGAUGGAAAUGAUUGUGAAAAUGAAAAAAAUAAAAUUGGAAAUAAUAAUAUUAAUAAUAAUAAUCAUGUUUCUGUUGAAUCGGAUCAAAAAGUUGUUGUACGAAUACCACGUAUUGAUUGUAGUAAAAAUAAUAUUCAAUCUGAAAAUGAAGUUCCUAUGGAUCAUGAUGACGGUAUAAUUAGAUUUAAAGAUAGUGAACUCGAACAAAACAUUCAAUCUACUCAUGUCGCAAAACAAAUAGUGGAAGGAAUGAAAAAGAAGUCAUUGUCACUGAAACGAAUACAUAAAUGA